GUGUUACUUUUUGCAGCUGUUUGUUGACGUUGACAUUUUGCCAUCCAUCUCCUCGGACGUAAAUAAAUUCCAAUGAAAUAAAGUUAAACACGUUCAAUAAAUUGAGAGAAAAAGCCGAUUGACUAAUGUGAUUGUAGCAAACUUAAUAUUAAUAAUGUCUAAUUAUCAAGAAAUUGUGAACUUAAACGUAGGAGGCACGAGAUUCUCAACAUCAUGGCACACCCUGACCUGGGUUCCGGAGACAUUCUUCACUGCCCUCCUCAGCGGCAGGAUCCCCACAGUACGGGAUGAGACCGGAGCUAUAUUUAUAGACAGAGACCCCAACCUCUUUGGUCUUAUACUCAACUUUUUAAGAACAAGGGACAUAGACCUCAAUGAUGUAAAUAUAAGGGCCCUGAGACAUGAAUGUGACUAUUUUGGCAUCACACCUUUAAGCAGAAGACUUGCCUUGUGUGAUGAGAUGAACCACUCUACUUGUGGGGAUGUACUCUUCUAUGGAUAUCUACCUCCACCAUUAAACACAGCCCUGCCAAACGGCAAUGGUGGACGUAACGGCAACAGUUGCUCUCGGAAGAACUCGACAGCUUCCAGCACUGAGGUGGCAGUGAACAGGACGCACUCCAGAAACUCCUCCCUCGACCUCCGCACCGUCGGCAGGAUACCUUCGCAAGAUCAAUUAAGUCGUUGCGGCAGAGGGCAUUCAAGAGCAGCUUCACUUGGCAACGCGGACUGCCACAAAGGACAUCGACCGCCAGACAUGAGUUCCUGGGCAGACAGCAUGAAGGUUCAGAUCAUCAAAGCACAUCACAAUUGGGUUGCCGUUGCCUACACACACUUUGUCACUGGUUAUAGAUUAACAGACUCGUGUGGUUGGUACGUCGUCUUCCAAUCGCCGGUCCAAGAUUCUGUGAUAGAACGAAUAGCGUUGAAUGCAAAAACCGGCGGCGGCGGGGGCAACUCUAGCGGGAACAACACUACCGGCACUGACGUCAUGCUGGGCAUAGCUAGCGGUGCGCAUGUCCGACUGUGGGCAUUCUCCACACAUAGUGAACCUGUUAGACGUACUUUGGUUGGUACGUUCAACCUGGGCGUGCGAGUGGAGCACCUCCUGUUCGUGGGCCCGCAGCUGGUGGCGCUGAGCGGCGCGGGCAGCCGCAGCAAGGCCGGCGUCUGGCACACCAGCACGCAGCACUGGCAGACGCAGGACGUCGCGCAUCUCACCACGUACGACACCGCCGGCUCCUUCCUACUGCUCGGCACUGCCACUGGGGCCAUUAAUUAUAUCGACAUGCAAAAGUUCCCUCUACGUAUGAAAGACAACGAUCUCUUAGUGACGCAGCUUUAUAAGGAUCCAAACCAGGAGCCGAUCACAGCUAUAUCAGUUUACCUCACACCUAAAACAAAUCUAUGUGGCAACUGGAUAGAGAUAGCUUACGGCACGCGCUGCGGCUCGGUGCGCGUCAUAGUACAACACCCUGAGACGGUGGGCCAUGGACCUCAACUGUUCCAGACCUUCACUGUGCACCAGAGUCCUAUCACUAAGGUAUCUCUAUCGGAGAACUACUUGGUAUCAGUGUGUAGCGAGUACAACCACGUGCGGACUUGGCGCGUCACUCGCUUCCGAGGGAUGAUCUCCACGCAGCCGGGGACUACGCCCAAAGCUGCCUUCAAAGUACUCGCCUUAGAGGCGCCUACUGCUCAGCCUCAUAAUGAUUGUGGCCCGUACGGUGAGCAAGACGAAGAACAAAUAUUUAUUCAGAAAGUUGUUCCUGAUACAGACACGUUAUACGUUCGGCUAGCUUCGAAUGGUAAAAGGGUGUGUACAAUACGUUCAGUGGACGGGUCGGCGGUGUCGUGCUUCGUGGUGGCGGAGUGCGAGGGCGCGCUGCGGCCGCGCCGACUGUUGCUGUGUGGCCACCGCUCCGGGGCCACGCAGAUGUGGGACCUCACCGCGCCCAUCGACAGGGCCGUCAAACUGCAACCCGUGCCCGGGAAUGGAGCAACUGAUGGCGAGGAAUCUCAAGCGCCUGACGGGGGUCCGACUCCAGACGAGUUAGUCCGUCUGUUGUCGGCGUGCGACUUGGACGCGACGCCGGUGCCCGUGGUACCCCAAUCCCCUAACCGGCCGAUACAGGCGCCAUGAAACAUGGCCGCAACCGUCUGCGGGACCCUACUCAGGUUUUACUCUCUAAUCGUCAACGCUUGACUUCGAUCUGACCUUUUCAUUUCGUGUUUCGAAUUAGACGCCAUUUUCGUAAUUUGAGAUCAAUUUUAUUGGUCAAUACUGUUAUGGGGGGUAACGUGUUUAUUGCUCGUCAGAUAGCACUAGAGUGGACCUCACAUAUAUUCGUCCAAUAGAGAAUUAACAUUUUUUUAAUGGCAACCUAGUCUACAAUACCUUGUUGUCGACUAUACUGCCAGUGUCGAAAGAGAAAUAACUAAUGUUACACCUUCGGACGUCCAAAUGUUAACAACUACAGUGAUUGGACACUGACCUCUUAGCGCCAUCUAGUGAACAAAAAUCUCUAGCCCCCCUUGACACGGUCCCCUUUGUGCUUUCCGUAUUUCAAUAGGAAAUGUGUGUUCUAUGCGAACAAGUGGAAUGUUAUAUCUCUGGACAUAAAUAUUCGUUUUUGGAUAGUAAACUUUUACCCCGAAUAAGCUUUUACUGUUGUGUAUCAUAUGCGGUAAAAUUUCGUGUAAAUACUAAUGUCAAAAUAUGUGUGUAUUGUGUAUAGUAUUGAAGUCUAUUUUAGACUAAAUUUAAAAUCGAUUGCCAAUUUUUGCCUUAAAUACACUCACGAUAGAACUAGUUUUUGUGUGAUGUGUAAUCAUUCGGGAUUGUUUAAAGUUUUUCUUCACUAGAAUGUAAAUAAAUUGCAAAUUUCAUUGUUAAAGCGUCCGCCUAAAGUUCAUUUUUCAUUGCACUGUUGUGAAAGUUUCGUAAAAACAUUUUAGAUAGUUUGUCGGUUCUUUGACUCUUAUGACUGCAGAGAAUAUGAGAGAAAUAUGUACAUCUCUUUCUAUGUUACUUAAACUCACAUAUAUCUGUCUCACUCUAAUGGGGAAUGUUUUUGAGCGAUAGGAAGAGCGAUGUAUCUACGUCUUCGAGGUAAGUUCAAUAAGGCUUGUUUAUUGUAAGCUCGUAUAUUACAGGGUUUUGUUAAAAUAUGUUUAAUGGUCACAUACACAAAUAUUGGGUUGUACAGUGUUCCUUUAUUGAUUUGGGGUGAAUUCAUUCUUUGUGCUUGUCAUGCAGUCCUAGUUUUAAACUUGACCUCACACUAGGAUUUCCUCUUGUGACCUAUUUUUACAAACAAACAAAUUGAUAUGCACAUUACACUCAAAUUGGGAACAACUAUUUGUGAAUUUGAACACACAAAAAGUUGUUCCGUGCGAGUAUUUUUUGCGUUAACGUGAUUGACAACUAUGACAUCCGGCGCUCUGAUUGGCCGGCUUAAAAUAACCAACCAAUCAAAGAUCGAAACUUUGUAACGUUUCGUAAAAAUAACUCGCGCUAACGUAAAAGUAAUCGAAAUAAGAGCGCGCUCGGCGCUCUGAUUGGCCGGCUCGAAUAAACCAACCAAUCAUAAUGCCGAACGCGAUAAAGCAAACUUAUACUAAGGGUACAGCACCCCGAAUAAUCUAACGUAAUCUGCCUGAAUAACGCAAUAUUAAUGUAUGUACCUAUUCGAUAGGAUUUUUAGUCUCGAACUAUGCUAUGAUCAUAUUUAUUUAUAUUAAGAUUUUGUCUAAUGAGCCAUUUUGUCAAGUUAUCGAGUGCAAAGUUUAAACGCGUGGUAAGACUGAUUUGAUUCAAAAGCUCAAUCAUGCCUACAUUAAUUAUUUUGACCACACUGAAUAGGAAUGAUGACGGGGUAUGAAAAUUACAAAUCUAAUUAAUCCGUCAGUUAGGUAAUGAAAAAAUAUUAGACACGUAUUUUUUAUUUUGGCAUAUAAGUUAACAAUACUUGGAAUCAACUAAUCAAAGUUUAGGAAUGGGGGCAAAUACGUCAUAUCUACGUAUAAAAUGUACCUAGAAGUGACGUCACACGAUAUUUCAAAUCGGUAUAUCUUCGAAAGUAUUUAUUUCCAUAAGAUAACAAAAAAUACGUGUCUAAUAUUUUAAAAUAAUCUACAAGACGGACAUUAAAGUAAAAAUUAGUCAUCUACCCUAUUCUUUAUUCUUGUAUAAUUGUGUAAAAAUGUAUGUAUAUGUUACUGAAAUUAAAAUUAUAUAAAUGUGAUCUUUUUAUGUGAAUGUUUCGUUUUGAUUACUGCAUAUAGAAGUAUAUUAAAUGCAUUUAUUAAUGGUGUUGACUUUGCACAGACAAAUCUCUAUUCUACUUCAACUGGGUAAGGUUAUUUUUCGAAUACAUCAUUUGAAGACAUACGUGUGUAACAGUAGCAGCUAGUUCAUUCGUCAUUUGAAAAAAAAAACGUUCGUUAGCUUUAGAAAUUUUAAAUGUCUAUUUUUGAAAUUACUGUAUUUAAAAAAUCAUAUCAAUGUUUAGAUUAAAUACUUAAAUAUUUGAAAUGUUGCUUAUCGUGUUUCAAAUUAAUAUAUUCAAUGUUGUGUAAUAAUACUUGCUUAACUUUUAAUGUUGGCAAAGAUUUCCAUUUCAAAGGAUUUAAGGCGAUGGCAGUGCCACCUAUUCACUUUUAUCUGUUGUCAAAUAAACAACCAAUCUCUUAUAAAAUGUUAAACAUUAGUAAAAUUAUAAAUAAAAUACCAUAAAAAGAGAAUACAGUAACGAAAAAAUAAAAAAUACUCUUUGAAUAUAAAUAUAUAGAUUAUAAUAGAUAGGAUAUGUAAAUGCUUUAUUUUUCUCUGAUUUAGACAUUUUAUUAGCCACAUUUAAUAUCUAUUUAAAAAAAUAAUUACAAAAUUAAAUUUGCACAUUUUUACUGUGAAAACGACUGUGUUCUGUGUAGUUUCGUGUUAUAACUAUAAGUGGUGUAUAAGCCUAAAUAAUUAUAUAUAAAAAAUAUAUUUUCUGAACGCAUCGUACUUGGUUCGAAGUGAAGUAGAUUUUUGUCUAUUAUUAUGGUUAAAUUCUAUAAUCUGUGUCUUAAUGAGUGUAUGCUAUUUAUGGUGUAAAUUAGAAUGAAAUUAGAUUGUUCCUAGAUAAUACAAAAUUAUGUAUAUACGGAGUAAAUAAAAUAUUUACAUAUA
Messenger RNA from Spodoptera frugiperda (fall armyworm), 5176 nucleotides. RefSeq names its product BTB/POZ domain-containing protein KCTD3. Gene Ontology annotation, molecular function: protein binding. Lineage: Eukaryota; Metazoa; Arthropoda; Insecta; Lepidoptera; Noctuidae. The record is from RefSeq and is a predicted model, not a curated record. The coding region runs from base 155 to 2143 and encodes 662 amino acids. The transcript has 13 exons. Gene Ontology annotation, biological process: protein homooligomerization.